Molecule: messenger RNA, 777 nt
Organism: Funneliformis caledonium
Lineage: Eukaryota; Fungi; Glomeromycota; Glomeromycetes; Glomerales; Glomeraceae
Source: the annotation of a GenBank genome assembly
AUGCAAGGAAUUCAACAUGAUAAGAGGCUACCACAAGUUUCAAAUCCAAAAACACAAUCGUUUAUAAACGAAACGUGGUUAAUAGAAAACGAGUUAAAUUCACUUUCUUCAAACAUUUCAAAUAUACUAUCUAUACAAACCCAAAUAACAAUUGCAACUUCAGAUAAAAAUGAAAUUUCAUUACUCAAAUCUCGUGAUUCAUUAAUAAGUUUAACGAAGAAUUUAUUAAUUUCAACGAAAAAUAAAAUAAAAUCACUUGAAGUACAAAAUUUAAAAGAAGUUGGAGCCUCUUCGACUGCGAAUGAUUUUGAAUUUAGGAAUCAACGAAUAAUCCAUCUUAAAGAAAAAUUUAUUCAAUGUUUGGAAACUUAUAAAGAUAUUGAAAAUAAUUAUAUGAAACAACAAAAGGAACGUUUAAAUAGACAAUUUAAAAUUGUAAAUCCGAACGCAAAUUAUGAUGAUAUCGCUGAAACCGAUCGGCCUGUUUUUCUUCAAUCUAUAAUGAAUACUAUAAAUCAACGUCAAAAUGUUGAGGACUCAAAACGCGUUUUAGAAGAAGUGAAUAGACGUCAUGAUGAUAUUAAACAAAUUGAGAGAACUAUUGUCGAAUUAGUUGAAUUAUUUGAAGAAAUGAAAUUACAGGUCGAAUUACAAGAUUAUAUUAUCGUAAAAAUUGCAAAUGAAGUAGAAAUGGUUGAAAAUGAUGCAAAAGAUGCAACAGUUGAAUUAAAACAUGCUGAGAAUAUUAUCGAACAAUUAACGGAAAGAAAGGUUUAA